Messenger RNA from Aspergillus calidoustus, 3100 nucleotides. NCBI's taxonomy places the organism in Eukaryota, Fungi, Ascomycota, Eurotiomycetes, Eurotiales, Aspergillaceae. The record is from the annotation of a GenBank genome assembly.
AUGGCAGACAAAGGCGACCUCACUCACCAGGCGAUAAGCUCGUACUUCAUCGGGCCCGAAGCCGAGAAUCUCGAUGAAUUCAAGGCCAACAUCGCAACGAUCCUUGACGAGCUUGAGAAAACUCGAAAGGCCUACUUCCCACAGCCGCCGGACAGAAAAUUCAUCCCACCCGGAGUGAAAAGCUCUAAAGAAUUUCAGCGCCUCACCACGAAAUUCCGAACCGUCAUUGGGCGGGCCGCGAAACUCUUGGGCGAGAAAUCCGUCCCUUUCUGGUCGCCCCGGUACCAGGCGCACAUGUGCACGGAUCUGAGCAUGGUAUCACUGCUCGGAUACUUCAUGACGAUGCUCUACAAUCCCAACAAUGUGGCCAUUGAAGCGAGUCCGCUGUCGACCGCUGCGGAAAUUCUCGUUGGAGAGCAGCUGUGCGAGUUGCUGGGGUAUAAUAACCAGAAGGGCGUGCAGGAUUCCCCGACAGGGUGGGGGCACGUUACUAGUGGGGGGACGGUGGCUAAUCUGGAGUCGAUUUGGGUUGCCCGCAACCUGAAGUUCUACCCGCUAUCGCUGUAUACAGCGAUCACAGAAGGUCAACUGCAGUUCGCUAGGAACGACUUUCUAGUCAAGACGUGCGACGGGGCAGAGAAAAACUUUGCGGACCUCUCGACGUGGGAGCUGUUGAACCUCCGGUCCGAAACGGUCCUUGACCUGCCUAAAUUGUUAUAUGCUCAAUAUGGCGUCUCGCCAACGUAUAUUGAGCAAGCGCUGGAUAGGUAUAACAUCCAGACGACCGGCAAAGAGAAGCUCGAGAGCGCCUUUCAGAUCGCGAAGCCUUGUCGGUAUCUACUCACCAACACACGACACUACUCGUGGCCUAAAGGGGGUGCCAUCGCCGGCAUUGGCUCCGAAAACAUGAUUGGAGUCCGAGUCGACGCAGAAGCAAGAAUCGACCUCGUCGACCUCGUCUGCAAGCUCGAGCAAUGUCUCCGCGAGGAACAAGCCGUGUACGCCGUCGUCGCCGUAAUCGGCUCGACUGAAGAAGGAGCAGUCGACCGGCUAAGCGAGAUCCUGCGAAUUCGAAAGCGCUUCCAGAAGCGAGGCUUAUCCUUCCUCGUGCACGCAGAUGCCGCAUGGGGCGGAUACUUUGCGUCCAUGCUUCCGCGGAAACUAAGGAAGCAGGAAGACCAGCUUGCGGGGAUAUUGACGAAUGAUCGAGGUUUUGUUCCGGAUUUAGGGCUGAAGGUCGAGACGCAGGAGGAUUUGUUGGCUUUGAAGUUUGCAGAUUCCAUUACGAUUGAUCCGCAUAAGUCGGGGUAUAUUCCUUACCCUGCGGGAGCUCUUGUCUAUCGCGAUGAGCGGAUGCGGUCGCUUGUGACGUGGACGAGUCCUGUUAUUAACCGAGGAUUGUUGACCAAUAUCGGGGUCUAUGGAGUAGAAGGAAGCAAACCCGGUGCAGCGGCGAUGGCGACAUGGCUGGCUAACGAGUGUAUCGGUCUAGACGAGGAUGGGUAUGGGGCGCUUCUUAGUGAAGCCACCUUUACGUGUACUCGACUGGCCGCACACUGGGCGGCAAUGACAACGAGCGAGGACUCCUUCAUCUGCGUCGCCCUAAACCGCCUCCCCUCAGAGGUAAACGGAGGCGACGUCGAGGGCGAAAAACGAUUCAUCCGUGAGCAGAUUCUACCCAAAACCAACCAAGAGAUUGUCGCGAAUGACGCAUCAAUGCACACAAUGACCCUCCUGCGUGCUCUGGGGUCUGAUCUGAAUAUCAACGCCUUUGCCCUGAACUGGCGGUACGAAGACGGGCGCCUGAACGAUGAUAUUGAAGAGGCCAACUACCUGAUGACACGCGUAAUCAAGGAACUCUCCAUCAGCACGCCCAACGAUGAGCCGACGAAGAAGGACUUCUUCCUUACAUCCACGGAGUUCAAACAUGAAGAGUACGGAACCUGUGCAGAGUUUUUAAUGGAUCGUCUGGGCAUUGCGCGGUCUAAACAGAACCUGAUGGUUUUGCGCAACGUGGUCAUGAGUCCGUUCCUGACAGAGCAUGAGCUAAUUGAUGAAUUGGUUGGACGGUUCCGGGCAGUGGUCGAGGACGCAGUCCAGGUGUGCCGUGACCGCAACUCCAUAAAGCCUGAUAUCCAUCGCUUUUACAUUCAGGGAACUACCAACGUCUUUUUCGUCUAUCGGCCCCGGUUCCAGGAAGCUCGCUUCCGGCGUCAGCUAAUCCUCAAAGGCAGUUUCAGCCAGUCUGGGCUUGACGCGUACAUCAAGGCCAAAGCGCGGGGUGUUGUCUUUCUCAACACCACUCAGGAAACGUGUCUUGAGGCGUUGUUGAAUGAAGUUAGCAAUAAUGGAGAGGCGUCAUUCCAGGGCAACCUGGUUGACGGAGAUGGAAACAUCAUCUCAAGUAUAAGCACAUCAAUAACCCAAAUAAUCAAAAACCGCUCUCUCAACGCCCGAAACCGCGAACCGGACUACCCACCAACCUACAUGCCCUUCUACCUCUACGGCUCCGGCUCCCAGCACCACAUCUCCCACAUCCUCCUCAAAUCCCCAAACAUUGAGCUCGGCGCCGCAAACAUCCAGUUAACCCUCGACACUCCCCUCGACGAAGACGAACUCACCCGCGGCGCAAUCCUCUGCCUACCAACCAUCCCCGAAGCACCGAUGCAACCAUUCCCAAGCGCCAACCAGGGUAUCAGCGACCUCGAUUCACGAACCGACUUCUUCUUCCGGCCCGGCCAGAAAUUCAAGGUGAAGAUCUGGCGCGAUCUAAAGCGCGCCGAGGAAAGUGGACCGAAUUUGCUGCCGGCGAGUCUGGAGGGGUUUGGGCCGGAGAUUGCCGCGGGGGAGGUUCUGCUGCGCGGAGGGGAGGUGCUUGUUGAUGCAGAGAGCGUCAACAGGGAUCCAUUUGAUACGGGGGCCGAGGAAAGUGAGCAGUGGCGGGAGUUAUUUAGGAGUUUGGAGGGGGUUCGUGUUGGUGAGUGAGAUGGUAUUGGGAAGAGGACAGUGGGUAGGGCAAGAGUUGAGUAGAGUAGAGUGCAUAACUGCCCUGCUAAACUUUUAGUGAGAUACGGGGGCCAGAAUUCUAUAGAAGCUAGGA